UCCGUCAGUGCCUGCCUAGCGGCGUUCAAGGCACAACCGGCCCUUUGUCUCCUCUGCGUUCACCUCGAAGAAGCAUCUGCUCCAAGCCAUGAAGUCCGCGUGGUCAACGCUUCUCCUCACUUCACUCAUCACAGGUUGUUAUGCCCUCCGUUUCUUGAACAUCUCAGUGCCUGGAGCCGUACCCGUCGGAGAACCUGUUUGGCUGAAGUGUGAUUUUGAUUUGGAAGGAGAUGACUUAUAUUCUGUGAAAUGGUACAAAAACCAUGUGGAGUUUUAUCGUUACCAGCCUCGAGACAGACCACCUGGACAAACAUAUCGAUUAGCUGGAACGUUUGUAGAUCUUGACCGAUCCAACAGUAGUCACGUACUUUUGACUUCAACAGACCUCAAUUCGGAAGGAUUAUACGGCUGUGAAGUAUCAGGUGAAGCACCUUCCUUUAGCACAGCAAAAUCUGAAGACGAAAUGCGUGUUUAUGCAUUACCAUCUUCUGGACCUGAUAUCAUUGGACUGCAACCUCGAUAUAUAAUAUCCGAUGAAGUAAAUAUUACCUGCUCGUUUGGGCCAUCAAAACCAGCAGCAAAAGUCAGCUGGUAUAUAAAUGGAGAAUUGGCCCAAGCUCAUCAUGUAACGCACUUACCUCCGAGGAAAACAAAAGAAGGCUUGCAGUGGAUAGAAUUACGCCUUUUGUUCAUCAUGGAUUCAAAAUACAUUCGCAAAGGAGGAUUGAGAUUGCAAUGUUUAGCAGAAGUAUUUCUGACUUAUGCUAGAUCUCAUCAUGAACUAGUGAUUGGGGAACGUUUAUCUGGACCAGGACCACAAAAUGCGCCGAAUGUCAUUCCAAGUCGUAGAAGACCACGAGUGAGCGGUAGUUCAAGUCGUUAUGAUGUUGGCGAUUUAGUGGACAUCAACUGCACCUCUGCGAAGGAAAGUACGCCACCAAUCCUCAGAUGGUUUAUCAAUGAUCGAGAAGUUCCACGCAUUCAUUUAGUUGACUAUGGUACGAUACGUUCUCAAUCUUCCUCGCUGGUAUCCACCGUUUUGGGACUUCGAUUCCAUGUCCAGCAGCAUCAUUUGCGACAAGGCGAGUUAAGAUUGCGUUGCGAAUCGACUCUUGCCAGAGAGAUUCUGCGAAGGAGAGAAGAAGUAAUCUUCGAAGGACGGCAUGAAACAGCAGAGCUUCAAGUUGCACAGAUUGCUAAUUCCGUAUCUGCAGACAGUAUCAAGUACGCCCCUUGCAUCUCUAUGCUGCUUUCUUUACUUUUAAUACUCCAUUCACUAUAUAGAAUGUCGCCUGUUAUCAAUGAUACAUAACAUGCAUUUCCAUUAUCCGAAAGCCCAGGACCUAUUUUCUACAAGUAGAAGACUGAGAACGCAAGCAUAAAAAAAAAUUACAGUUCGGAUAUAUUUACGCGUUAUUCAACUGCGUCUGCUUCUCCGAUAUUAUUCCUUUGGACGAUGACACUUCAUCAUAACGAGUUUUUCGAAGAAGCUACGAAUCUCCAGUGCAUAUGUAAAAACACUAUGUAUUCAUCUCUGAGGAACUGCUCAUUGUGACUAAGUUAUUGAAAAAAUCCCUUAUUUUCUAUGAGAGAAAGGAUACAGGAAUUCAAAUGGCGUCAUCACAGAUAGAAACUAUGAAUGUUAUAAAGAAAAUGGGAUUAGAAAGACAUGAGAUUGUUAUGAACAAUAAGAAUUCUUAUCCCUCCAAGCCGUACUUAGAUUUCAUUAAAUACAUCCGCAUUUUGGGUAGGAAUGCGUUUAAAAAAGGAAAUAAAUUGAUGUAUUAAUAAUUAUUUAACUGCUGUAUUUCCUCUCUUCGUUAUUUAUUUACGUUUCUUCCAUUUCUUUUACUAUUUCUUUUGAUAAUGGAAAUUUGGAAUUCUAAAAGAAAUUGAAACUGAACUGAAUGUAAUUAAGAAGAAAAUGGAAGAAAAUAUUUGAAUCAUUCCUCGUCACCUAAACCGAGAGAAGAUUUCUGUGUUUGUUCUAUAGGAUUGUAUAUUAAAGAAGACUUUCAAAGAAAGACUAAAUGUAUGAUAGAUUUACAAUCAUAAUAUCAAACAACAUAAUGAAAUUCGACCAAUUUAGCUCUAUGACUUUGCUUUAUAUGACAGUAGAUUACCGAUUUGUUAACGCUAACAUCUUCUAGCAAAUUCUCCUGCAAACAAAAUAUUUCAUGUAAACUCUGAGUGAUUGUGUAUUGGAACAUAACUAUUUACCAUCAUCAUUAUUAUGUACGUUAUAUUGUAUUUC
Molecule: messenger RNA, 2254 nt
Organism: Argiope bruennichi
Lineage: Eukaryota; Metazoa; Arthropoda; Arachnida; Araneae; Araneidae
Exons: 8
Coding region: 89-1312 (407 amino acids)
Source: RefSeq, a predicted model, not a curated record